Aspergillus heteromorphus CBS 117.55 is the source of this 486-nucleotide messenger RNA. RefSeq lists its product as uncharacterized. The record is from RefSeq and is a predicted model, not a curated record. The transcript is spliced from 2 exons. Bases 1 to 486 code for a protein of 161 amino acids. Lineage: Eukaryota; Fungi; Ascomycota; Eurotiomycetes; Eurotiales; Aspergillaceae. Gene Ontology annotation, molecular function: protein binding.
AUGAUUAGUCGCCAUGUUCGAGAGUACUUUAUAUCGUUCGAGAGGAUGAACGGGACGUCGCUCCAAGGUCACGUUGCCAUUGGCCAAUCAGCGCGCCGGUCCCUGAUAUCCCGCCCUUUCAACAGUCCGUUUAAGACGGAUUCCGAUGGGCGAUCGCCACUGUCAUAUGCGGCCCAAUAUGGAGACGAGGUCGUGGAGUUGUUGCUGAGAGACGAUCGGUUGUUGGCAGGACAAUUCGACGAAAAUUUCCGAUCACCACUCUCCUAUGCAGCCGAAUCGGGACAUCUGGGGGUGGUCAAAAUGCUGUUGGAAUAUGAGACGGCCCACUCGAUCUUUAACGAGGAUGAUCGGAAGAUGGACCCAUUUGCUUACGCAGAGGCUAAUGGUCAUGAUGAAGUUAUGAUAUACAUGGAGGAGUGGAUGUGUGACAAAUAUUCCGCCGUUAAACCCGUUGGACUUUCUAGACGACCCUUUCGAUGCUUCUGA